UCCCGAAAGCCAUUGUUCAAGAAAGCUCCCUACCUUAAAUUUCUCUGUGGUUCUUCGAGCUGGAUUCUCUAUACUUGCUGCUGCUGGUUCAGUGGCUUCGUCGACUAGUCCUUCCCCUUUCCCAUCUCCAUCUCGACAAUUUCCUUCUCUCGCUGUUGUUGUGAUUGGGUAGCUCCUACUUUUUAUUUUUUUUGGGUAUCAUGGUUUUCGGGUAUCAUGGUUGGUGUUAUCGAGAGGGAUUAAUUUCCAAAUUGGAGGCCUUGGGCGAUGUGAUGGCGUCCCGGUUCUCUCAGUCAACGGUGUCCGUGGGGCCGAAUGGCUUUGACCACUGCGGCCCUUCCUCCAGCAGCGGAGAUGGCGAUUGUGGCAGGAGCAACCUUUCGUCUUUGCCGCAAAAUGUCGUCUUGUGCGAGCUCCAUCAUGGGGGGUCCGAGGCACGCGUGCCCUGCACCCCGUCGGAGGGAGGAUUAGUCUCGAAAUGGCGCCUUAAGAACCGGAUUAAAACAGGAUGUGUAGCUAUUGUCUUAUGUUUAAACAUAAGUGUUGAUCCACCUGAUGUCAUUAAGACAUCUCCUUGUGCCAGAAUGGAGUGCUGGAUAGAUCCACUUUCCAUGCAACCACGAAAAGCUAUUGAAACAAUUGCUGAAGCUUUGAAAAAACAGUAUAGAAGGUGGCAAUUGAAGUCCGAGCAGGGUUCAUAUCAGGGGAAACUUGAUCCUACCAUUGAUGGAGUAAAGAAACUGUGUACUACGUGUCGCCAAUAUGCCAAGUCUGAGAGAGUUUUGUUUCAUUACAAUGGUCACGGUGUUCCAAAGCCAACUACAAACGGUGACAUCUGGGUUUUCAACAAGAGUUAUACACAGUAUAUGCCCCUGCUGAUUAGUGAACUUGAUUCUUGGUUGAGGACGCCAUCGAUAUAUGUCUUCGAUUGCUCUGCUGCUGGUUCGAUAGUCCAUGCAUUUAUAAAGCUUAAUGACUGGUGUGCUGCUCGUACCAGUGAGUCCACAAGGGAUUGCAUUAUUCUGGCGGCCUGCGAAGUACAUGAGACCCUCCCUCAGAGCGCUGAAUUUCCUGCUGAUGUCUUUACGUCUUGCCUCACCACCCCCAUUAAGAUGGCUUUAAGAUGGUUGUGUACCAGAUCACUUCUAUCGGAGUCCCUUGAUUAUUCUCUGAUUGAUAAAAUUCCUGGACGGCCAGAUGAUCGCAAGACACCUCUGGGAGAACUGAAUUGGAUUUUUACUGCGGUGACUGAUGCUAUUGCUUGGAAUGUCCUCCCUCAUGAUUUGUUCCAAAGGUUGUUCAGACAAGACCUUUUGGUAGCCAGUUUGUUCCGAAAUUUUUUACUUGCUGAAAGAAUCAUGCGUUCGGCUAACUGUUCGCCAAUAUCUCACCCAGCACUGCCACCAACGCAUCAGCAUCAUAUGUGGGAUGCAUGGGACAUGGCUGCCGAAAUCUGCCUUUCGCAGCUUUCGUCUUUGGUUGAAGAUUCUGGUGCAGAAUUCCUGCCAAGCCCUUUUUUCACCGAACAGCUAACGGCAUUUGAGGCAUGGCUUGAUCAUGGGUCUAAACACAAAAAACCACCAGAGCAGUUGCCUAUUGUUCUUCAGGUUCUGCUCGGCCAGAGUCAUCGAUUUCAGGCACUUGUUCUCCUCGCAAGGUUCCUUGACAUGGGACCUUGGGCUGUGGAUCUGGCCUUGUCAGUUGGAGUAUUUCCAUAUGUCCUAAAGCUGUUGCGCACCCCAACUCCGGAACUGUGGCAUAUCCUUCUAUUUGUUUGGACAAAAAUUCUUUCCCUUGACAAGUCAUGUCAGGUGGAUUUAGUAAGAAUCGGAGGGCACACAUACUUCAUUAGGUUUCUCGAGAGUAGGGAAGCGUAUCCCGAACAUUGUGCGAUGGCGGCCUUUGUUUUGGCCGUCAUUGUGGAUGGCCAUCGUAGGGGUCAGGAAGUAUGUGUUGAAGCAGAUCUCAUCCAUGUCUGCUUGAGGCACCUGCGGAGUCCAAAUCCAAACGGCACGCAGACUGAUCCGUUGUUCCUUCAAUGGCUCGCUCUUUGUCUGGGAAAGAUUUGGGAGGAUUUUCUGGAGGCCCAAAUGAUUGGUGUGGCGGCAAAUGCCCCUGCUAUAUUUGAUCCUCUAUUAUCCGAGCCCCAACCGGAGGUCAGGGCUUCUGCUGUUUUUGCACUGGGUACCCUACUUGAUGUUGGGUCCGACUCUGGUACAGAUGGUGUUUCUAGAGACGAAGAAUAUGAUGAUGGUGAAAAGACUAGGGCUGAGAUUAGCAUUAUCAAAAGCCUCUUGAGCGUUGUUUCAGAUAGCAGCCCACUGGUGAAGGCAGAGGUCGCUGUAGCAAUCGGACGGUUUGCUUUUGGUCACAACGAGCACCUUAGGUCAAUUGCUACUGCCUGCUGGAAACCUCAGUCUAGUUCUUUGCUGACUUCUUUACCUUCAUUGGCACAAAUAAGAGGCACUGGCAGUGGAUGUACUCCAAUCCAGCUUGGAAGUAUUGUUUCAUCUCAAAUGGGUCCCUUACUUAGAUCUGGCAGUAAUAGUUCAUGGAUUCGGGAUAGUAGGGUCUCAUCUAGCAACCCUCUUGUUGCUUCUGGAGUUAUGCAUGGAUCUCCGUCGUCAGAUGAUUCAUCUGAGAACUCCGAUUCUGCACUGGUCAAUGAUGGUGUGAGCAAUGGUGUCGCCAACAGUUUCACGCCAAAACCACUUGAUAAGGCUAUCUAUUCCCAGUGCAUCUCGGCAAUGCGCACUUUGGCAAAGGAUCCAUCACCACGCACAGCAAGUCUUGGCAGGCAUGUGCUUUCUAUUAUGGGUAUUGAGCAAGUGGAGACAAAAUCCUUAAAAAACUCCAGCAUUAGUGUGCGGCCUGGUGAAACUGUAACAGGAUGCCCUAGUCUUGCUGGUCUAGCACGGUCCACUUCAUGGUUUGACAUGCGUGCAAUGGGUCACUUUCCCUUAACAUUUAGAACUCCUCCUGUUAGCCCUCCUCAGCCAAGUUAUUUAGGAGGAAUGCGAAGAGUUUGCUCUUUGGAGUCCAGGCCAUAUUUGACGAGCUCUCCAGAAUCUGGCUUAGCUGAUGCUGUUUUAGCUUCUGGAGGAACUACAGGGGCUCCAGAGCGCAGUUUCCUUCUGCAAUCGACUAUUUAUAAUUGGAGUUGUCGCCACUUCUCUAAGCCAAUUCUUACUGCGGCUGAGGAUGGUGAAGAAAUAUCAGCUAGAAUGGAAGAGGGAGAAAUUCGCACUUGAGCACAUGGAUUAAUGCCAGCACUCUUGCGACAAGAAAUGAAUCCUACUUUUGGGAUGACAGUGAGUCCUCAUCAUUUUCCUUAUAGUCACUGCGUCAUAAAAUAUGCGUCCCCCUACCCUUUUUUAGUUUCUUCUCUUUUUCUUUCUUGACUUUCAGCUGCUGUAAGCUUAAUAGCCAAAUUGCUAGCUGGGAUAACAGAUUUGAGAUGGGAACAAAAGCAGCCUUGUUGCAACCAUUUUCUCCCAUUGUGAUAUCUGCAGAUGAGAAUGGAGGCGUUAUCUAUAGCAUGUUCUGUUUAAUGA
Rhodamnia argentea is the source of this 3554-nucleotide messenger RNA. RefSeq names its product regulatory-associated protein of TOR 1-like. The transcript has 16 exons. Gene Ontology annotation, biological process: positive regulation of cell growth; positive regulation of protein serine/threonine kinase activity; TOR signaling. Bases 201 to 3251 code for a protein of 1016 amino acids. NCBI's taxonomy places the organism in Eukaryota, Viridiplantae, Streptophyta, Magnoliopsida, Myrtales, Myrtaceae. Gene Ontology annotation, molecular function: protein-macromolecule adaptor activity. Gene Ontology annotation, cellular component: cytoplasm; TORC1 complex. The record is from RefSeq and is a predicted model, not a curated record.